This is a messenger RNA of Piliocolobus tephrosceles (Ugandan red Colobus), 2412 nucleotides long. RefSeq names its product coiled-coil domain-containing protein 86-like. The transcript has a single exon. NCBI's taxonomy places the organism in Eukaryota, Metazoa, Chordata, Mammalia, Primates, Cercopithecidae. Bases 777 to 1361 code for a protein of 194 amino acids. The record is from RefSeq and is a predicted model, not a curated record.
GCCUCAGGGAGCCCAUGGGCUGGGUGGGCGGAGCCGGCGGUGGCAGCAGGUUAGGCCCCUACCAUCGCCCUGGGCGGGGUUUCCAGGGGCGAGGCCGGAGAGGCUGCGCGGAACCGGAGCUGGCAAGUGGAGCGAAGAGGGACAGGGACGCUCAGGAGUGCUGUCACCGACACCCAAAGCAGCCGUGUCUGGGCGGGGCGAGGAGGAGCCUGAAUGCCUCUGCUGGGGACCUCGGGGGGCAUUGGGACGAGGCCCAGAGCAGAAGGCCGGGACCCGGAGCCGCGACGGCUGCGUCUGAAGGGGCACUGGCGGGUCGCGAGUGGAGCCCAAGGAGGGUGGGACCGCCCCUGCUCCGCCUUCCCCCUCCACCCCUCCCCCCUGGAUUGCUGUCUCGGAGUCCCUGCGUCCCUCCCGUGCGCAGCUCUGGGAAUGCCAGGCUGGGGCUGGUUGUCUCGUGCGGGCGUUCCCGUUCCCGGGGAGGUCAUUUGCACCUUGAAUCACCCACUGCGAGCCCUUCCAACAGGAUUGCAGACCCGCCCGCUCCGGGCCCACCUCCUCCCUCACCAGGGCCUUUCCCGACGCAGCCCGGCCAGGCCUGGAAAAACUCCGAGCGGGAUUCCCAGCGCAGGGACGCCCACUGGAGCUCAGUGUCUCGGGCUGGAUAAGAAGGAGACCCGGCCUCGGUUCCUUCCUCGACCCUGGGGAAACACAGAGAAGGGGAGGGAUUGGGGGAGCAGGGAGGAUCCCUGGAGCUCAAGAGCGCACCAGUCGCCAGGAUGUCCCCUGCAUCCACUGCCCAAGCUACAGCGGCGUCAAUGCCUGGGCCGGCGCUGGGAGCCUGGGCCGGCGCUGGGAGCCUGGGCCUGCUCCCCUCCCGCCCCCAGAUGGAGGGCAGCCCUUCGCCUACCUUCUCCUCCCCGUGGGAUGCGGCCCGCGCAGCUCCCGCCCCAGCACGGAGACAAGGGGAGCAGGCGCGCGGAGCUCCCGGGUGCGAACCCGCCACCUGCCGCACCCUUCCCUCCCCCACUCUGCCCCUUUCCCUACCCCCACCCCACCUCCUACCCCAAACCCCGCUCGGCGUCCCACUCCCGACCCUGCUUGCCCGGGCACCUCGGGGCGUCUGCUCGCCGGCCUCGCCUCCACUUGCCCCGGCAGGCGCGCGUGGGCUCGGCGUCCCGCGCUCCCUCCUCGACCGCGCGGCUCCCGCGCUGCCGGGUUUCCUGUUCAACAAUAUAACCAGGGAGGCACCGGCGGAGAGCGCCCGGCAGAACUUCCUCCCGGACUGGGGCUGGGCUGCGGUUGCGAGAGACAAUCCCCGGUGUCCUGGCUUCCUGUCCCCUCUGGGCCGGGCCAGCGCCUGACGAGCGAAGACGCCAUCCCCUCCCCUGCCCUUCCCGGGAUCCUGGGCCACACCUGGCUGUCUCCAGGGAGGAAGAGGCCGCCGGGCUGAGACAGUGGGACUGGGGAGGGCGGGAGCCUCCCCAGUAGCUUCUCCUGGCCAGAUUGCCCUCCCACCAUCCCCCACCCCGCUCUUGAUCCUUGUGGGUUAGGGGGGCCACCCUCCAAUCCGUCCACAGGGUAAGCUCAGAACAACCUCCAGGAGUCCAGCCCCAGGAUCCUCCGCCUUGGGGGUUUUCUGUUUGGGAAUUUUCUGCCUCUCUGGACAAGCAGCCUCGCCCUGAUCUGAGCCUGCACUUACUGCAGACCUUACAAGCCCCAGCCCCAGCAGACCCCCUGCCUUCAGGGGCCCCAAGGAACAGUUGUGCCUGUGGACCUGGCUGUGUGUGCCGGGAGCUGGCUGAUUCAGGCCAGUGUUCUGGAAGGAAGAAGUGCCCACAUCCCAGGCCAUGGCCCCUCUUGACACCACCUCCUGGGGGCCCAGGGUUGGGUGGGAAGCUGAAUCUGGCCACACUCAUUCUGCAACUCCCUUACCUAUCUUUGCCUCUGCUAGGCAUUGCCCACCCGUGAGUCCCCACUUCCUCUGAGAAUCUCAGUGUGUCUGAGGCUUGGUGGCACCUUGGGACCCUCCAGGGUAGGCACACAGCAGAACUCGGCAUUGGUCUUUGCUCAGCAUCGGUCUUCAGUGCCUGACAUGCUUAGAAAAUAGUGGCUGAAGAAUCUUCUCUCCCUCCCUACCUUUUAGGUGCCUCCCCGUCUGCAGCACAGCCAGGCAGCGGCUGCAGUGGUGAUGGUCUUUGGUGGGGUCAGGCAGGUAUGAUGCCCCACUCUCUCUGCUGCUUGGCGGCUGGUAGGCCUUGGGAGCUCUGCCUUAUCUCGGCAGCUCAGCUUUUUUUCCUAUCAACGGGAUAGUAACACCCACUUCACUGGAUUAUUGGGAGGAUUAAAUGAGGUCCACUAAGCAGUGCUUACCACAUGCCCAGCGCACACAAUAUAUCAGCUAUUUUUUUUUUU